GCGGGAGACGCAGAUAGGGGCGAAGUUGAGAGUGAAUGAGUGAGAAAGGGAAAGGAUAGAAUGUAGAAAUGGAGGUUGAACAGUGAAGAAUAAAGGCUAAUUCUUGAAGAGAAAAACGAGAGAGAUCAGAGGGUCAGUUAAGUGUUAUACAUAAUCUGAGAAAAAAAAUGACGACGGGGUUCGUUCAAGAACAAAAUCUUGAGAAACAAAUUGAGAAGCAAAUGGGUUGCAUGGCUGGUUUUCUUCAGAUCUUUGAUCGCCACCAUCUCCUCACGGGCAAACGAAUCUACUCCACCAAGCGCCUCCCUUCAACUCCGGCCGUUGAUUCGGCAGUUGAAUCAGAGAACAGUGUUGAGUCGUCUCCGGCGGUUUCAAGAGAACUGGAGAAGCCACAGAAUCAGCAUCAUCAUCAUGAGGGAAGAUCAAUGCCUUCACCGGACCGGUUCAAGCAAUCUCCGGUAUCGGAGUUGCGGUCUCCGGCGCAGGAUCCUACAACGACUCCGGUGGAGAUGCAAAGCAAAUUGACGCUUCCCUUUCCAGUUUUCGAAUUCAAGGAAGGUACAAGGGCGUCCUGGAAGUUCUGCAAAGAAGCUCCUCGCCUUUCUCUCGAUAGCCGAGCUGUUGUUGACGCCAAAGGAAGCCUCAAACCGAGAGAAAUCCGUUCAAAUGCGGCGAUUUUAUCAUCAAAUCGUUCCGAGAACAAUGAGGAAGGCGUAGAUGACAACGAGAAGCGGCGGCGGUCGACAAGUGUAAUCGCGAGACUGAUGGGACUCGAACCGUUGCCAAAUUCGGAUCCUGAACCGGCCAAAAGAGCUGAGCUGAGAAGAUCCGCUUCAGAAUCCAGAGUAUCCAAAGACUUCCAUCAAUAUCGAUUCAUCGAUGGAGUAAAUUUUCAGUUAAAACAGUCACAGUCGCUGGCCGCGAACUCGCAGAGCAACAAUUCGAGCAAUGGAAUCAGCCAAAAUAAUAAUGCAGGUAGAGAAGAGCGUGCAGUGAAUGGAAGACAAGUUGAUCCAAAGCAAUUCACUGUACGAAAUAUAAGAGGUGAGGCAGCCAAAGCACCGCAGAGAAGAGGAGGUAUAGGACCAAGAAAGAGUUUCUUUGACUCUGCCGAUUUCUUCCCUGAGCCAAAACAGACCGUUUCCAUUUAUGGGGAGAUUGAGAAGAGGCUUAAAAUGAGAAGAAUCGACGAGCCUUCAAAGGAUCUCGAAACGCUAAAACAAGUCCUUGAAGCAUUGCAACUCAAAGGCCUUUUACACCAGAAGAAACCCUCCGCCGCCCAAGCGAAUCUCAGAAACUUCGUUUAUGAUGAAUCUCCCAUCGUCGUCAUGAAGCCGGGAGCUAAUCGGCAAGGGCGAGUCGGCAGUAACUCAUAUCCUUCGAGCGUAAGAUCGAGACCUGAACCUCGCCGGAAUUUAAAUUUCUCCGGUGCGAUGUCGCCGGCGGUUAGCCCGCGGCGUGACAGACGGGAGUUUGAACUGAAUAUGCGGAACCAGAGCCAAAGCAGAGGACGUAAUUCGAUUUCUCCAACUCGAAGUGACACCGGAGUGAAGAGUCCGAGCAGAAGAAGACCUUUGAGUGUUGAGACUCAGAGGAAAUCCAACAAUGAGUCUAUGGAGCAGGGAAGAGGUUCUUAUAAUAUUAACAUGAGGAGGACGGUAUCAGAUCAGACCCCCAACCGAUCACCCAGAAUGACAAAACCAGCGGCGGAGAUUCGUCAGAAAAACGAAGCUGAGGACGAAAUAUCCACCGUUUCUGAGUGCAGUAUGAGCACUUCUUCUCAAACCGAUACCGAGCGAUCGAAAGCGGAGGAAUACAGGGAAGGGAGGAGUUUGUUAGAGAGAUGUGAUAAACUGCUACACAACAUAGCAGAGAUAACAGCGAGUGAGUUGCAACCGAGUCCCGUCUCGGUGCUUGACUCGUCCUUUUACAAGGAGGAGUCGUCUCCUUCCCCGGUCAUGAAACGGAGCAUUGAUUUCAAAGAGUUGCAGAUUGAAUCAGAGGAUGAUUUAUGGUGCCCAGCGAUCUCAUCUGUUGAAUCAAAAUCUGUGGGCAAUUCUGAUUUUGUUUAUAUUUCCGAUAUCCUUUGUGCAUUGAAUUAUCUACCCGAGGAUUCAGAUGUGUUCUUGUUACUCGAGAAGCAGCAAUAUCUCAAGGGAAAGGAUGCUUCCAAGGUCUCAACACUCGAAAGAAAGCUUAUUUUUGAUACUAUUGGUGAGAUUCUUAAUAGAAGGAGACAACUCCCUCCAUGGAAAGUUAUCUCUUAUACUAACUCCAACUCCAGGCAUUCAUCGUUGCAACAAAUCUGGUCUGAAUUUCAGAAACUCCGAGAGAGAGACUCUUCAGAGGACUUGUUUAAUGCCAUUUGUGGUGUGCUGAGAAAAGACCUUGCUGGGGAUGCAAUCAACGGGGAUUGCCCGAUUGAGAUGUCUGAGGCUGUCCUUGAUAUAGAAAGAUUGAUCUUCAAAGAUUUGAUCAGUGAAACCAUCCGAGAUCUUGCAGCAUUUUCUGGGAACUGCAAUCCUGUACCAGUGCUCCGUAGAAAGUUAAUAUUCUAAAAGGGAGGGAACGAAAACAGGCUCAAGCUUUCUGCUCUAUAAGUAUUUCUUUUUUUUCCACUUAAUUAAGUUUGACAUUUUGUUUAAGAGAUUUGGGAGGUGUUUGGUCUUGAUUUACCUGAAAUCCAGGCUUAUCUAACGUUUCACUUUUGGAAAAUGUAAAAAAGUGCAAAAAAAUGUUGAAGACCACAACUGAAAAUGUUGUUAAGAGAGGUGUGAAUGUGAGCGUAAAUUUGAAGCAUAUAAUAAAUAUUCAAAAGGA
This is a messenger RNA of Mangifera indica (mango), 2820 nucleotides long. RefSeq names its product protein LONGIFOLIA 1. The record is from RefSeq and is a predicted model, not a curated record. Gene Ontology annotation, biological process: regulation of monopolar cell growth. Bases 168 to 2558 code for a protein of 796 amino acids. The transcript is spliced from 4 exons. Lineage: Eukaryota; Viridiplantae; Streptophyta; Magnoliopsida; Sapindales; Anacardiaceae.